AAACACUUCUCAUCAGGGUGGACCGGACGAAGUGUCGUCGGUUUAAUUGGAAGCUAAAGGAAAACGACAUGUCGGCUUUAUAGACUAUGAAGAGACCACCAGAAGCGGAAGCUUACUGUAUAAGCGCCAAUGGCAUCCAUGGCAGCGGCAUACACUGUCAUCUUUUCAUCUCCCACUCUUCUUCAACAUUCCUUUAACCCUUCACAAACUCGACCUCAUCCAUCUAUUACCUCAUUCAAACCGAUAGUCUCUUCCAAAGCAAACCCUAGCAAUGGUGUCUUCAUUAGGAGUAGAAACUUCUGUACAGCACCAGUUAGUCGGGAACGCAGGUAUAAGGUGCUUACUGUUUCUAGUUUGGUUGAUGGUUAUACUGGAGACGACGAUGAACCUUCGCAGAGAAAUUCGGAUACGGGGGCAGCCAUUGACAUAAAGCUUCCAAGAAGAAGUUUGAUGGUAACGUUUACGUGUAAUCAAUGUAGUGAGAGGACGAAGAGACUCAUUAAUCGAUUAGCUUACGAACGAGGGCUUGUUUUUGUUCAGUGUGCAGGGUGUCAAAAGUAUCACAAAUUGGUUGACAAUCUUGGCCUUAUAGUAGAGUAUGACUUCCGGGAGGAGGACGUGGAUUUGGACUCAAGUUCAGAUCAAGUUUGAUGUGGUUCAACAAUGUCAUUUCUCUUUGCAACUUUCACUUCAAAUCGGCCCCAUUUUUUGAAAAUUCAUACUGAAGGUUGAUGCACCUUUCUUUUUCAAAAUCAAUUCCUCUGGGGGACAGAUACAUCACAGUUUGGCAGGCAAAUUGGAUUGUUAUUGAUGGGGUAAAGGUAGGCUUGUAUCAGCAGCUAGUCAUGUUGAUGUAUAACUUUGACAAUCAUAUGCUUCAAUGAGCUGAUACAGAUUUAUUAAGAAGGAAUUAUCAGUUUACUCAAUUCAAAGGUUGAACUCUAGAAAAAGGAACGAUUGAUUUACUA
Messenger RNA from Cucumis sativus (cucumber), 968 nucleotides. RefSeq lists its product as uncharacterized. Gene Ontology annotation, molecular function: zinc ion binding; protein-folding chaperone binding. Gene Ontology annotation, biological process: protein stabilization; protein import into mitochondrial matrix; protein folding. Bases 130 to 651 code for a protein of 173 amino acids. The transcript has 4 exons. The record is from RefSeq and is a predicted model, not a curated record. NCBI's taxonomy places the organism in Eukaryota, Viridiplantae, Streptophyta, Magnoliopsida, Cucurbitales, Cucurbitaceae. Gene Ontology annotation, cellular component: mitochondrion.